AUAUCCCUUCCCAUCCACCCCAAACACAGCCCAACAAUGCAGUCGGUCCCAAUAGCAGACCUCCACCCCUUCAUCACCAGUCCCGACAUUGCAUCCAAACGCACAGCAGCCGAGACUAUAGCAUCUCACCUCAGAGCCCACGGCUAUGUCGGAAUCAAGGGCCAUGGCAUCCCACAAGAGAUACUCAACAACGCAUUCGACGUCAUGCACAAGUUCUUCGACCUACCCCUUGCCGACAAAAUGACAGCCCCGCACCCGGACACACCAACGCCUCAUCGCGGCUAUCUCGCGGCAGGGGUCGAGAAAUCAGGAAAUCUAGGGGCGGUAUACGCGAGCACGGAGGCGGAGAAGGCGUUCUUGCGGAGUGCGUCUGAUUGGAAGGAAACAUUCGACAUCGGCAGCCCCGCAAACACCUCCCAGCCAAACAUCUGGCCCCCAGCAUCCCUCCUCCCCUCCUUCCAACCCACCCUCCUCACCCUCUACACCCACCUCACAACCCUCUCCGCCCACCUCCUCGAAGCCCUCAUGCUCAGCCUCGACCUCAGCGCUUCCGACCGCGCCACACUCCGCAACAUGCACGAUCCGCACGAGCCGAGCAUGCGGCUGGCACACUACCUCCCCCUGAGCGCCGAGCAGCUGCGCGAUGCCAGUGUAAUGCGGAUUGCGCCGCACCGGGACUUUAGUUCGUUUACGCUCCUUGUCCAGGAGAGUGUCGGGGGGCUGGAGUUUGAAGAGCGCCGCGGGACGGGCGCGUAUGUGUGUGCUGUGCCGCGGGAUGGCGUGGUGUAUUUGAACAUUGGCGAUGUCUUUGAGAGGUUGUCGAAUGGCGUGUAUCCGUCGCCGCUGCACCGCAUCAGCAAGCCUGCUGGGGCUCUAGAAGGUGGCGAGGAUACAAUCCCGUCUCGCUAUUCGAUUCCGUUCUUCGUGAAUAUCAGGCCGGAUGCUGUUAUUAGGCCGAUGCCAUCGCGAGUGGAGAGGGAUGGCGGGGAGGCGCGGUUUGCGCCGAUUAGCUAUAUGGAUAUGUGUCAGGAGCUGUUCACGCUGACGCAGCCGAGAGGAGUAGAGUGAGUAAGAGUGUUUGGAUAGGUUUGAUGUGGAAUCGCAUGAGGAUGUCUCUUUUCGCGGUGACUCUGUUAAGCGAGAUGUAGUGUACGAAAUGGCCUCUAUCAUAAAUCCGAGGAAAGAUAUAUAAGAAG
Messenger RNA from Pseudovirgaria hyperparasitica, 1196 nucleotides. RefSeq names its product Clavaminate synthase-like protein. Lineage: Eukaryota; Fungi; Ascomycota; Dothideomycetes; Acrospermales; Acrospermaceae. Gene Ontology annotation, molecular function: dioxygenase activity. The transcript is spliced from 4 exons. The record is from RefSeq and is a predicted model, not a curated record. The coding region runs from base 37 to 1068 and encodes 343 amino acids.